This is a messenger RNA of Gossypium raimondii (Peruvian cotton), 378 nucleotides long. Its product is annotated as toll/interleukin-1 receptor-like protein. The transcript has 3 exons. The record is from RefSeq and is a predicted model, not a curated record. Bases 1 to 378 code for a protein of 125 amino acids. Lineage: Eukaryota; Viridiplantae; Streptophyta; Magnoliopsida; Malvales; Malvaceae. Gene Ontology annotation, biological process: signal transduction.
AUGGGGAGAGGGAGUGAAAGACGUAAGAAGGUCAAAGUAAGAAAAGAGGAGAAGUGGAAGCUGAACCCAAAUAUGUUUUCCUCUAAAUCUUCUGCUGAUAUGAUCAAAGCAAGGACAUACGAUGUUUUCCUUAGCUUCAGAGGCAAGGAUACUCGUGAUGGUUUCCUGGUCAAGAUCAUGGACUGCAACAAAUGUGUUGUUCCUGUUUUUUACGGUGUAGACCCCUCAGAUGUACGGAAACAAAGAGGGAGUUUUGCAGAUGCAUUUGCAAAGCAUGAAGAAAAUUUUAAGCAUGACCUUGAAAAGUUGAAAACCUGGAGAACUGCUUUGACGUCUGCUGCCAACUUAUUUGGUUGGGAUUCACACGUCACUCGGUAA